AUGACGACCCAUCUGGAUGAGAGGGAAUGCUACUACCUCCGGGUUCUCCUAAACCACGUGACUGGUGCCACAUCCUAUGAGGACCUGAGGAUAGUUGAUGGCGAGAUCCUACCGUCCUUCCAUGAUGCCGCGGAGAGAAGGGGUCUGAUUGAGGUAGAUAAUAUGCUGGACGAGUGCCUCACAGAGGCCGAGUUGUUCCAAAUGCCAUCAUUACUCCGAAGGCUCUUUGCAACAAUAUUGGUAUUUUGUGAGCCCAGUGAUGCUUGUGGCCUAUGGAACAGACACCUUGAGGCAAUGUUAGAUGACUACCGCCGCACCGAUCAAUGUGCACACACGAUCAAGCAGAAGGUUUUAAUAUAUGUCAGGAACAUGCUGCAAUCAAUAGGGAAUGAUAUAACAUCGUUCCCUCUUCCUGAGAUCGAUGAGACGCUUGACAUGGCAAACGGUGUGCCGAGGGAGAUAUUCGAGGAGUCUAUGAUCAUUGUGGACCAUAAGCAUACAGCCUUAUCUGACUCCCUCAACGUCGAGCAGGGGGUCACCUAUGAUGAGAUUCUAGUCGAGGUUGAUAGCGGUGAAGGAGGCCUUUUCUUCGUUAAUGGCCCAGGAGGCACGGGGAAGACUUUUCUUUACAAGACAUUGCUUGCUAUUGUCCACGGUUUCACAAAGCAGAGUGGGAUGGCUAAGCUUUUGCAAGCGGUGUCACUCAUUAUGUGGGAUGAAGCCUCCAUGACUAAGAGGUGGGCGGUGGAGGCCCUGGACAAUAGCAUGCACGACAUAAUGGGCCCGUUUGAUGUCCCGUUCGGCGGGAAGACAGUUGUGUUUGGUGGUGACUUUAGACAGAGCGACCCAUGGUUUGCAGAAUACCUGUUGCGCAUCGGUAAUGGCACUGAGGAGGCUAAUGGUGAUGGCAAAAUACGUCUUCUUGAUGAUAUAUGUGUGUCAUAUACAGGAAAGGACGUUGACCUUGAUAAACUUAUAGAUAACGUGUUUUCGGUGCUCGACGCUAACCUAGCUGACCCAUACUACAUCACGUCGAGAGCCAUCCUGUCCACACGAAAUGAGGGGGAUGAGAUGGUGUAUCAUAGCUUUAAUCACGUUGAAGAUGACCCCUAUAACUACUACCCCCCAGAAUUCCUUAACUCCCUGACCCCAAACGAGUUUCCUUCGCAUGUGAUGAAGCUCAAGGUUGAUUAUCCUGUCAUACUGCUCAGAAAUAUUGACCCUGCCAAUAGACUUUGCAAUGGCACAAGGCUUAUGGUCCGGGGGUUCCAACGAAAUGCUAUUGACGUAGAGAUCGUGCUCGGGCAGCAUGCUAGGAAGAGAAUUUUCCUGCCUCGUAUCCCCCUAUGUCCCUCUAAUGAUGAGAUGUUCUCUUUCUGGUUCAAGCGGAAGCAGUUUCCUAUCAAGCCUAGCUUCGCCAUGACAAUCAACAAGGCACAUGGACAGAACAUCCCGAACGUCGACAUGUACCUCCCCUAG
This is a messenger RNA of Phragmites australis (common reed), 1479 nucleotides long. RefSeq lists its product as uncharacterized. The record is from RefSeq and is a predicted model, not a curated record. The transcript is spliced from 4 exons. The coding region runs from base 1 to 1479 and encodes 492 amino acids. Gene Ontology annotation, biological process: telomere maintenance; DNA repair. Gene Ontology annotation, molecular function: DNA helicase activity. NCBI's taxonomy places the organism in Eukaryota, Viridiplantae, Streptophyta, Magnoliopsida, Poales, Poaceae.